UUCCAGAAAAAAAAAAAAAAAAUUCUUAUUAUCAUCAGGUCCAAUAAAUCAGCUCUCUGACACGCGAACACAGUUUUUGAAAAAUCCCUUCUUCUUUCUUCUUCUUCUUCUUCAUUUAUUUCUUUAUAGUUAUAAUUAUAUACUUAAUUUUUAAAAAUUUCCAUUUUCUUAUAGUAGUUGUUCUUUUAUCUUCUUCAAUUCCAAUCUUGAAAAAGCUUGUAGCUUUUUACAUUUCUCUGUUUCAUAGAUCAAAAAAGAACUUGAGAUUCUUGCUUUUAACUUAUUUAGCUUCUACGGAAUCAAGAGAAGUGUUCAUAUAUCAGAACCCAAGAAUAUUGCUCUCUGUUGAAUCAAGAUAAGCAAUCACCAUGGAUAAAAAGAACUGGAAAUUCAGUAGAUUUGGAGUUCUAUUACUGUUUUUCCUUUACCAUAACUUGAUCGUUUGUUGCUCUCUCAGUGAAGAAGGUUUAGCUUUGCUGAAGUUUAAAGAGAGAAUAGAGAGUGACCCAUUUGGUUCCUUGACGAACUGGAAGGAUGAUGGUGGUGGAGUUAUUGAUCAUUGUUCUUGGUUUGGAGUUGAGUGCUCUGAUGGAAAAGUUGUAAUUUUAAACUUGAAAGAUCUUUGUCUCAGAGGAACAUUAUCACCUGAACUAAGAAAGCUUGUCCGCAUAAAAUCUAUAAUUUUGCGCAACAAUUCUUUUACCGGCAUGGUUCCUGAGGGGAUUGGAGAAUUGAAGGAGUUGGAGGUGCUAGAUCUCGGAUACAAUAACUUCUACGGCCCGCUUCCACCUGAUCUUGGCAAUAAUCUCUCUCUAAGUAUCCUUCUCCUGGACAACAACAGGCUUCUGGUCAGCUUAUCACCUGAAAUUCAUCAACUUAAAGUGCUUUCUGAAUUUCAAGUAGAUGAAAACGAUCUAUCGGGUGCAGCAAAAGGAUCAUCUUGCAAUAAAAGAUCUGUUGCAUGGAAUGUUGUGCAAACUAAAAAUGCAAUUAAUAGACAACUGCUGCAACAAGCGAGUCCUCAAAACAAGGAAUCACCAUAUUCACGAGAUCGUUUGAUAGCACCUCCUCCUGAAAUUGUACAACCAGCAUCUGUGCCUUCACCUUCAAAUCCAACUGUAAAUAUUUCUCUUCCAUCACCUCCUAAUGGGAGCAGUGCACUUGCUCCAAAUGAUUCCACUUCAAAUCCUCUUUUCCCUCCAACCCCAUCGCCUCAAAAUAGUCCUAGAAAAAAUCCCUCUUCAGGUAAGGCUGGAAUAAUUGCCGGAGCCAUAGGAGGCAGUCUACUUCUUGUCAUUGCCAUUGCUAGCAUCUAUUUCUGUAAAAUUAACAAGGCUACUGUCAAACCUUGGGCAACAGGAUUGAGUGGACAGCUUCAGAAAGCAUUUAUAAAUGGAGUACCAAAGCUUAAGAGAUCUGAGCUUGAAGCAGGCUGUGAAGAUUUUAGUAAUGUAAUUGGUUCUUCACCAAUUGGUACAGUAUAUAAGGGAACAUUGUCCAGCGGAGUAGAAAUAGCUGUGGUCUCUUUUGCAGUGACAUCUUCCAAGGAUUGGUCCAAGAAUUUAGAAGUUCAGUUUAGGAAUAAGAUUGAGACAUUAUCAAAAGUUAACCACAAGAAUUUUAUCAACCUUCUUGGAUACUGUGAGGAGGAGGAGCCUUUCACAAGAAUGCUGGUUUUUGAAUACGCUCCAAAUGGGACACUGUUUGAGCAUUUACACAUUAAAGAAUCUGAGCACCUGGACUGGGCAAUGCGGCUGAGAAUUGCAAUGGGCAUGGCUUACUGUUUGGAGCAUAUGCACCAGCUGAACCCUCCGAUAACUCACAACAAUCUGAACUCUUCAGCUGUCUCUCUCACUGAAGACUAUGCAGCAAAAAUUUCAGAUAUCAGUUUUUCUAAUGUGAUAACUGCAACUGACAUGGAAGGAUCAAGCAAGUUCUUAGAUACUCCAACAGCACAUCCCGAAAGUAAUGUUUAUAGUUACGGUGUGCUAUUAUUCGAGAUGAUAACAGGUAGACUACCUUAUUCGGUGGACAAUGAUUCACUUGAAGACUGGGCAUCAGACUAUUUGAGAGGGAAUCAACCCCAUAAAGACAUGGUUGAUCCUACUCUGGACUCGUUCGAAGAGGAGAAGCUGGAGAGAAUUAGUGAAGUGAUAAAAUCUUGUGUGCACCCAGACCCAAAACAAAGACCAUCAAUGGGAGAAGUCACUGCAAGGUUAAGAGAGGUAACAGGACUAGUACCUGAUGCAGCAAUCCCAAAACUCUCUCCUCUUUGGUGGGCAGAACUUGAAAUUUUGUCACCGGAUGUUAGCUAAAUGUAAGGACCAACCUGCCAAGUAAUAUGAUGACAGCUAGAAUUUGAAGACAAGAUUGUUAAAUAUGAACUCAUCUUCGCAAUCGUUAGAGGCACAAAAAAAGCUGUUGCCUGUAAGUUUAUAUACUUGUAUAUCUAUCAUAGCCAAGGGAGAGUUGCUUGUAUAUAACUGAGAAAGAAAGGACAUCUGGUAAAUCCUUUCCAUUCUUUCUUUUUUUCAAUAAUUGUAUUUUCCUGUUUGGAAUUUGAGUGUGAAAUGCACCACAAAAGCACAUCUAUAAUAUCAUGUUUUUUUUUUCUUUGAGGAGAA
This is a messenger RNA of Ricinus communis (castor bean), 2624 nucleotides long. RefSeq names its product inactive receptor-like serine/threonine-protein kinase At2g40270. Gene Ontology annotation, biological process: protein phosphorylation. The record is from RefSeq and is a predicted model, not a curated record. Bases 369 to 2315 code for a protein of 648 amino acids. Gene Ontology annotation, molecular function: protein kinase activity; ATP binding; protein binding. The transcript is spliced from 9 exons. NCBI's taxonomy places the organism in Eukaryota, Viridiplantae, Streptophyta, Magnoliopsida, Malpighiales, Euphorbiaceae.